AUGUCGGGUUUUUCUUUAUGGACUACCAAUACUACACUGGGUGGUGAAAACUUCGUUAAUAAUGGCUUUGUUGGUAUAAAUUCAAAUAGUCAAGCAAAUGUGCAACACUUAAAUGAAUUCUACUUGAAACCUGGUCAAUUAGUAUUUCAUCCUGGUGUUAACAACGCUCAUGCAUGUAUUCGUUUUACUGUUCCGUCAGCUGGCUUCUAUGAUGUGGAAGGUGUAUUCUUUUCACCAGGACCUCCAAGUGCUCCAGAUGGAUAUGCAACUACAGAUGUACAUUUAUCCAUUAAUGAUGUUGAACUUCGAUCGUUGUGGAUCAAUCAAAAUUCGGGCAUGUUGAUCUUUCGUCAAAUUUAUUUGAACGUGGGUGAUACUGUUCAAUUUGAAAUUGGAUGGGGACAGAACAAGAACUAUCUUCGUGAUACAACUGCUGCAAAUAUUGCGAUCGUAGCCUACAACUAA
This is a messenger RNA of Adineta steineri, 465 nucleotides long. The record is from the annotation of a GenBank genome assembly. NCBI's taxonomy places the organism in Eukaryota, Metazoa, Rotifera, Eurotatoria, Adinetida, Adinetidae.